Messenger RNA from Ustilago hordei, 954 nucleotides. RefSeq lists its product as uncharacterized. Bases 1 to 954 code for a protein of 317 amino acids. Gene Ontology annotation, molecular function: L-ornithine transmembrane transporter activity. Gene Ontology annotation, biological process: mitochondrial L-ornithine transmembrane transport. The record is from RefSeq and is a predicted model, not a curated record. Lineage: Eukaryota; Fungi; Basidiomycota; Ustilaginomycetes; Ustilaginales; Ustilaginaceae. The transcript has a single exon.
AUGCCUUCAUCACCAAACUCAGACGUCGAACCAUGGCCACCAUUUACACUACCCAUCACUGACCUGGUUGCGGGAUCACUAGCCGGAGCAGCGCAAGUCAUCAUCGGCCAACCACUCGAUACAGUCAAAGUGCGCUCACAGAUCGCUCCUCCCGGCGCAUUCUCCGGUCCGAUGCAAGUCCUAACGACAACUGUCAAACAAGAAGGAAUCUUAGCUCUGUACAAAGGGAUGGCAUCUCCACUCGCCGGAAUUGCCGCACAGAACGCCCUUCUCUUCACCGCUUUUCAAGCCGCAAAACGAUUCAUCUCGCCAGAAACACAACGAUUGAGCACUGGUCAGGUAGCAGCAGCAGGUGCGAUCGCAGGAGGAAUAAAUUCAAUACUCAGUAGUCCCGUGGAAAUGUUCAAGAUCAGAAUGCAGGCUCAAAUCACCUCUCCUUCUUCUCCAGUGCAUGCCGGGAAUGCGAAGAAGCUCUCUCAGGUUGCAAGCGAGGUCUACUCGCAGUUUGGAGUAAAAACUGGAGUUAUGAGGGGAUUCUGGGUCACAGUGAUGAGGGAAGUUCCUGCCUAUGCUGGCUUCUACACUGGCUUUGAGGUCUCCAAGUCGGUGUUACGCAGUAAGCUACCCUCUUCGAGCACGCAGGGUGGAACAACACUGCCGAUUUGGGCGCUGAUGGCAUCAGGAAGCAUAGGCGGCAUUUGCAACUGGUUGGCCUGCUAUCCGUUGGACGUGAUCAAAAGUAGGAUCCAGCUCAGUGACAAGCCUCUGGCUCGCGGUUUCGGUGGAGUGCUAGGAUUGAAGUACGUUUCAGAAGAAGCAAAAAGCAUUGCAAGCAAAGAAGGAUUGCGGGCAUUCACAGUAGGUUUAAGCCCAACAUUGCUCAGAGCAAUCCCUGCUGCCGCUGCUACAUUCACCACUUUCGAACUGGUCAAGACCGCUCUCGAAAAUCCGUAG